UCUACCCUUUCCCAAGUGCGGGCGGCGGACCGGACCAGCGGCCGGGCGGCCUGGGGCCCAUGAACAGCGGGGCCCCAGGGACGCUGGCCGUGGGGAGAGUGAAAUUCUUCGGCCGGCACCACGGGGAGGUCAACUCCUCCGCCUUCUCUCCGGAUGGCAGGAGGCUGCUCACAGCCUCUGAGGAUGGCUGUGUGUAUGGCUGGGAGACCCAGAGCGGGCGCCUGCUGUGGAGGCUGAGUGGCCACGCAGGCCCCGUGAAGUUCUGCCGCUUCUCCCCUGAUGGCCGCCUUUUUGCCACCACCUCCUGUGACUGUACCAUCCGUCUGUGGGAUGUAGCAGAAACUAAGUGUCUGCAUGUCCUAAAGGCUUGUUCCCUCUCCAAUCCGGUAUCUGCAGGUCACCAGCGGAGUGUGGAGACAGUCAGCUUCAGCCCUGACUCCAAGCAGCUGGCAUCGGGUGGCUGGGACAAGCGGGUGAAGCUCUGGGAGGUACAGUCCGGCCAGAUGCUGCGCCACUUGGGAGACCACCGAGACUCCAUCCAGAGCAGUGACUUCGCACCCGGCUCAGACUCCCUGGCCACUGGCUCCUGGGACUCCACUAUCUGCAUCUGGGACCUGCGGAUGGGGACCCCAGUGAUCUUCCACCAAGAACUGGAGGGCCACAGUGGCAACAUCAGCUGCCUGUGCUACUCGGCAUCGGGCCUCCUGGCUUCUGGCUCUUGGGAUAAGACCAUCCACAUCUGGAAGCCCUCUACCAGAAGCCUGCUUGUUCAGCUCAAGGGCCAUGUUACCUGGGUGAAGAGCAUAGCUUUCUCCCCUGAUGCGUCACAGCUGGCCAGCGCUGGCUACUCCCAUAUGGUGAAAGUCUGGGACUGCAAUACAGGAAAAUGCAUUGAGACCCUGAAGGGAGUCCUGGAUGUGGCCCAUGCCUGCGCCUUCACCCCAGACGGGAAACUCUUAGUGUCUGGAGCUGCUGACCAGGCAAGACGUGAAGUCCACCGCUCUAUCAAACCUCCCAGAGCCUCUCGGAUAUAA
Molecule: messenger RNA, 1034 nt
Organism: Ailuropoda melanoleuca (giant panda)
Lineage: Eukaryota; Metazoa; Chordata; Mammalia; Carnivora; Ursidae
Gene: WDR38
Product: WD repeat domain 38
Exons: 9
Coding region: 60-1034 (324 amino acids)
Molecular function (GO): protein binding
Source: RefSeq, a predicted model, not a curated record